Molecule: messenger RNA, 1765 nt
Organism: Umbelopsis ramanniana AG
Lineage: Eukaryota; Fungi; Mucoromycota; Umbelopsidomycetes; Umbelopsidales; Umbelopsidaceae
Exons: 6
Coding region: 112-1566 (484 amino acids)
Cellular component (GO): cytosol; nucleus; ribonucleoprotein complex
Molecular function (GO): poly(U) RNA binding; mRNA 3'-UTR binding; poly(A) binding
Source: RefSeq, a predicted model, not a curated record
UUAGAUUCCGCUGGGAGUUCUGGAGACGAAUAAUAGUUUAUCGAGCAUUGUUGAAAUCUAGCCAUCACGAAUUACCUGCCAUUCUGAUAAACACUGUUCUAUCAAUUCAACAUGACCAACCCACAAACUGCCACGGCUAAUCCGGAACAAACUCAAAUUGAAACAGAGAAGCAAAAUGUAAAGCCUGCUGACAAUUCAGACCGACAAGAUGGUCCUUCUCAGCAACACCGACAGGCCGAACACGAUGAUCGUAACAUUCCUCCACCUACAUCUCCUGCUUAUCCACCUUUCGCGUUUGGAUACGUCGAUCCUAUUACAGCUCAGUACGCGUAUGACCAAGCUGUCGCUAGUGGAUAUGACCCUUCUGACCCAUCGUUUGGAGCGUAUAUCUACCCGCUCAGUCCGCAAUUCACGAUGCAGUACUAUCCAGACUUUAUGAGUGGCUACCAAAGCUACCCUGGUUCUCCCGCCAUGCAUCCGCAAUCACCGCCGCUCAAUCCUAAUAGCCCUCCGUUUACCCCGACAUUCCAGUUUCAACAAGGUGGUAUGUCAAUGUCGCCACCCACACACGCCUUCGUAUUGCCGCCAGGGCAACACUUCCCACCAUUGCACCUUUCUUCACCCGUGCUGACUGGUACCAACUCAGCUCCAGGAUCACCACCUCAUCAAAUGAUGCAGCGUCUUCCUGGCCCUUUCAACAACACGGGAACACGAUCCACUGGCUCUGGUUCUUCUACAUCCCAAAGACGAGCGAAUCAACCUGACCAACAACAGCAGCAGCAACUGCAGCAACUGCAGCAACUGCAACAAAGUAAUCAAUUUCAUACCCAUAAUAUUUACGUUCGUGGACUUGAUUCAACCACCACAGAUGAGGCAUUUGCAGACAUGUGUAGCCCCUAUGGCGCCAUCGCUUCAUCCAAGGCUAUUAUAGAGCAGAAGACUGGUGAAUGUAAGGGUUAUGGAUUCGCUAUGUUUGAGAACGAAGAUGAGGCACAACGCGCUAUCGAAGGUCUCAAUCGAAACGGACUCCAGGCCUCUUUCGCCAGGGUUGGACAGGAAUCAUUCAGUGCCCGUCUUCGAAGUCUACAAGACGAGACAUCUGCCAAUAUCUAUGUCUCCAAUUUACCUCCUACCAUGAAUGAGCCUCAACUCGAAGAAAUGUUCAAGCCUUACCAUACGGUCUCCAACAGAAUUCUAAGAGACCCUCAAACAGGUCUUAGUCGAGGUGUUGGCUUUGCAAGAAUGACUGAUCGUUCUGCUGCGAUAUCCGUUAUCGAGACAUUCAACGGACAUACCUUGCCUGGGAGCAAUGUCCCUCUGCAGGUUCGAUUUGCUGACUCCUUGGCACAAAAGCGCCUCAAGGGCCAGACAGCUCGCAAGCGUGUGUGGAGAGCCCGAGAUUUCCAACCUAUGGCAGGCUUUACUGCUAGACCUAUGCAAAUGCCUAUGACUCCUGAAACAAUGCUCGGCUUUGCGUCCAAUAAUCCAGCCAACGCACCCCCAGGAGGCAAUCCUGCGUACCUGUCUCAAGCAAACAGCCUUACUAUGGCGACAAUGACAAUUUAGAAGCUACACCUAAAGUCGAGGACGAACUGUCCACCGCUGUUGAAAACAAGCUGAAGAUCGGCCAAGAAGAGGAUGAAGGAUCUAAAGCUGAAUAACUUGGUCAGCAUGGCUGAUACAUAAUUCUACUUUAAUAGUUGGCUUUUUGUUUCUCUGUUCAAUUUCGCUUGUAGUAGGGAUAUUUUCAUUCGUUGAUUGUUCU